This is a messenger RNA of Wickerhamiella sorbophila, 513 nucleotides long. Its product is annotated as Glucosamine 6-phosphate N-acetyltransferase. The record is from RefSeq and is a predicted model, not a curated record. The transcript has a single exon. Gene Ontology annotation, cellular component: endoplasmic reticulum-Golgi intermediate compartment; Golgi apparatus; endoplasmic reticulum. NCBI's taxonomy places the organism in Eukaryota, Fungi, Ascomycota, Dipodascomycetes, Dipodascales, Trichomonascaceae. Gene Ontology annotation, molecular function: glucosamine 6-phosphate N-acetyltransferase activity; monosaccharide binding. Bases 1 to 513 code for a protein of 170 amino acids. Gene Ontology annotation, biological process: UDP-N-acetylglucosamine biosynthetic process.
AUGGAUCCAUUAUUUGAUGCUCAGCUCAUUCCUCGAUCCGUGACGAACCAGCUUCCCAGUGGCUACAGAAUGCGUCCAUUGGUGUCCAGCGACUACGACAAAGGGGUUCUGGAUGUGCUCAAGGUGUUGACUGUCGUUGGCAACAUUUCACGCAGCCAGUUUGUUGACCAAUUCAAUUACUGGAAGUCCAAGAAGGAUAUGUACCAUACUCUUGUGGUUUUGAAUGAACAGGACCGUGUUGUCGGUUGCGGCACUGUCCUGGUAGAGAGCAAGCUCAUUCACGAAUGCGGUAAAGUUGGUCACAUCGAGGACAUUGCAGUUGCCAAAGAUCAGCAGGGUAAAAAGCUAGGUCUUCGCAUUAUCAACGCUCUGACGGAAAUUGGACGUGCUCAGGGCUGCUACAAAAUCAUUCUCGACUGCUCAGAGCACAAUGUCAAGUUCUACGAAAAAUGCGGGUUUACCCGAGGCGGUGCAGAAAUGGUUCUCAAGUUCCAAACGCCGUCCAAACUGUAA